AUGAGAGUCGUCAUUUUGCUUUGCAAUUUAUUUCUGUCCGUCGAGGCCUUUUUAAAAUUUGGAGAUGAGUUCUAUGGACACAAAAGUUCAAAACGCGGCGUAGACAUUCGCGACUUCGAUGAAAGAAAUCAAGAACAUUUCCGGGUUUCCUACGGCGCCCGCCCUUUCCAGCAAAUACGACCUCGAUUUUCGAUGCAAACGCGGCGCGUUCCGAUCCCUCAUUCGAAGCUCGAGAACUCCUUCAGCAAAUUCUUCCGAUGA
Messenger RNA from Oikopleura dioica, 261 nucleotides. The record is from the annotation of a GenBank genome assembly. NCBI's taxonomy places the organism in Eukaryota, Metazoa, Chordata, Appendicularia, Copelata, Oikopleuridae.